AUGUUUCAGAGUGCAUCCUUGACGUCAGCUCAGCUGACUCCUUCGUUGUGCCUCCAGUCCAGGAAAUCAUUGGAGUACUUCCAUGCCUUGAAUUCUUCUUUGCUGGUUAAUAGAAUGGAACCUCAUCUUGUUGUGCUUAUUUUCCGUUUAUUUAUUGAUUCUUUCAGUCAUGAAAACCUUCAGAAUGAUCUCUGCCUCAUUUCCUUGAUGGAUGGGUUCCCCACAAACAUUAUAGCCAACUUCAAACGGCUAAUGGUGAGGCUAAUGUGA
This is a messenger RNA of Microthlaspi erraticum, 270 nucleotides long. Lineage: Eukaryota; Viridiplantae; Streptophyta; Magnoliopsida; Brassicales; Brassicaceae. The record is from the annotation of a GenBank genome assembly.